CUUCGGUUGCUAAGGAACCACCGAACGCAGGUGGCAUAAAAAUGACGGUGGCAUAGUGAGAAAGCUGGUCAGUCUGGCUGGUUGAGGUGUGGAGGGGACACCACAAACCACGCCAGGAUUCUGACUAAUACAAUUUCCACUGCCCUCAGUAAAUCUCCUCAUCAGCUCCAUGUCUAUCCCUGGAUUGUAGCUACAAAUAUGGUGACGCUUAUCACAGAGCAGCUCCGAAAGCAGAGUUUGGAAGAGCCUUACUACAAGGCUUUCUCAUUUAAUGUGAAUGUGUCUUUACCUGCAGUGGGCUCUAGCCCCACUGUUUCAUGGAGUGCUUGUAGAUCAACACAAGAGACCAACUCAGCCACACACCCAUCAUCAAAAACCAACCCUCUGGAUGAUUCCUGUGGAUUAGACUCCCUGUGGCCUCCCUCCCACUCUGGAGAACAUCUCCAGAGACCAGAGGUUUCUUUUACAAGCAAGGCUUUCCAAAGCUCACCUCCACCACCACCUCCAAAACGCCACUGCCGGUCCCUCUCUGUUCCAGAGGACCUGUCUCGGUGCCGUUCCACCUGGCAUCCUAGCGCAUCCAAGGUUUGGACCCCAGUCAAACGUGGCUGCCAAAGUGGAGGAGCAUCUAGUUCCAGUUCUGGUGCCAGCUCUUUGCCACUUUGUGGUCCCAGUUCCUCCUUCACCUCUUCCUCCCUUCACUCAUCUUCUAGCCCUACCUUCUUUAGCUUAGCGCUGUCCUCUGACUCCCCGCUACCAUGGAACUUCUCAUGGGACCCCUGUGACAAACUAAAAGGAGCCUGUUCAGCCUCCUUUGCUACUCCUUCCUCCUGCUCCUCCUCACCAGCCCCCCUGGUUUCUCACUCAGUGCUGCAGCGCCGCUUCUCCCUCUCCCCUGUGCACAUUCAGGAUGCCUCCGUGGUGCUCCUUCCCCCCCAGCCCUCCCCUGCUUCUGCUCUGACAUAUGGCUGUUCUGGCAUGGAGCACCCAGCCCUGUCACCAUCUCCCACUUCAGCCUGCAGCACACCAUCUUCCUCUAGGCGCGACCUGCACCCAGCGCUGCCGAGAUGCCAUUCACAGCCCUGUGACAUGCGCAAACCUCGCUUGAAGAGGCGCCAUGACCCAGAUGUUCUGCCCUGCCCCAGGCCAGGCCUUGACUUCAGCAAGAUGACACAGAUUGGUAAUCACGAGAGCCUAGUGUGUGCUACAGGUGGCUGCAUUGUUGCAGCGUCUUCCCAUUCAGAGCAGCGCUCAGCCUUCUCCCCUGCCGAGUUCCUGGGACGAGCCAGCAUCGGGCCUCUAAGUGAAAGUGAAGAGGAAGAAGAAGAGGAGGAAGACAAUAAAAGAAAUAGGACUGCAAUGGAUGGAGGGCAAAAGAUUGUUUUUGAAAGAGACUGCACAGAACUGGACUUGACCCUUAUAGAAGAGAACUGAGCACUCCUUAAAGCUCUUGAGUGUGAUUACUGCAUUCAUAACUAUGUUAAGCACACCUGUAGGCUUUGUACGCUCGUCUGGCAGAGUCCUUGGGAACCUGCUGCCCUCCUAAGGCAUAUGUCCAGAAUUCAUAAUCAAGAACCAAGCAAUUAGAAGUAAAUUACAGUGUUAUGAUUGUAACACUCGAGCUAGUUCACUAUUCAACAUUUCACAAACUUGUCUCAGUGCCUGCCUAUUCAACACUCCAUAGGGAAAUGUGCAUGAGCAAAUAUGCUAGUUUCCAUGCACAUAGAAUUUUUGAUAAUAUUUCAUAUUGGUACAAGUCUUAAUUUGUGUUAACCAUCGGUAUGCAUCUUGAUAUCCUUACAUAUCACCAUCAAAGAACGCUGUAUACUGAAGUAGGCAGAAUGUGCUUAAUAUUCCCUCAUAAGUGAUUUGAAUACACAUUAAAAGCCAGUAGAAUAAUAGAACUGAGGUGGGCAUUUCUCACUGCCCCGUCAGAUACUGGUGUAAUCUACUUUUGUAUUUGACUCCCUGGAUUUGGACAUGACUGUAUGUGAGCUGUUAAAGGUGCACAGAGGUCAAACUACAACAGAUUAUUCACUCAUAUAUAAAUGCUCUCCUGUAUAAUGAACAGGAUACAUUCCAAGAUUCCUUAAACCCCUCACAGACCCUAAGGGCACAUCUACUUUUACUGCUGUUCUGUCGUGUGUUUUGCUCGUCCUUUUUGGAGUGACUACAUCAUCGAAGGGAAAAUUUUCCUGUCAUAGCAAAAAGGACAGCUCCCCUUUUGCUUGUUCUUUUAUAGAUUUUCUCUAUUGCUUGAACAUAGACAGACCUGGUCAAUAAUAAUACUGAUGAUACUGUAACUUGACCAUGCCUUAAGCUUAAAAUACAGAGUUCUUGGUGCUCUGGGCUUCUUUUCACAGCCAGAUAUCUUUUGCGAACUCCAUUUGCGCUGAUUCAGAUACUUUUGAACAGGUGGCACAUGCACUAUAAUAGUCAAUUGAAUAGCUGAAUCAAUGCUGCAGCUGGACUCCAUAGGGCACAAUGUAAUGUACUGUACAGUGGUUAGAGUGAGUACACAUGUCGAGCCAGUUCUGAGUGUAUGUGACAAAGGCGGUAGUGAUGCAGAUGAUUUGGUGGCCUUUCAGAAACGAUUUUUCAUGUGUUUUCAGAUGGAAAUAUUCCUGUUGCACAAUUUAUGUACAAAUAAAAUUUAAUAGAGAAUGAUAUUUUUUUCCCAAAA
Molecule: messenger RNA, 2683 nt
Organism: Plectropomus leopardus (leopard coralgrouper)
Lineage: Eukaryota; Metazoa; Chordata; Actinopteri; Perciformes; Serranidae
Product: protein FAM53C-like
Biological process (GO): protein import into nucleus
Cellular component (GO): nucleus
Source: RefSeq, a predicted model, not a curated record